This is a messenger RNA of Nematocida homosporus, 2844 nucleotides long. RefSeq lists its product as uncharacterized. The record is from RefSeq and is a predicted model, not a curated record. Bases 1 to 2844 code for a protein of 947 amino acids. NCBI's taxonomy places the organism in Eukaryota, Fungi, Microsporidia. The transcript has a single exon.
AUGGAACAUAUUCUAUAUAGUAAACGAUCUCGCCAAAUAUCAAAUCUAUGGACGUUUUGGGUGCUCUUUGGCGCUCUUUUGACCUUCUUGGGUGACACAAAGGCAAGCUAUCCUUCGUUCAAAAGCAUUCAAUGUCGUAAUGGCGCGCACUUGGCUUUAUUUUCCUCGGAACGUACUACCGUUGAUGAAGGUAACACUAGGAUUACGAUAACUUUGCAGCUAGACCAGCAGGUUAAGGCCGUCCAAAAUAUUCAUCGGCUGGCCUGCAUCGAAGUUAUGCUUUCUCUUGUUAUCCGUUCAGUUACUAAGCAUUAUGCUACCCCCAACUUAAUGCGACUAUUUAAAACUGUGGCCAAGGUGGCCUACGUCUGUGAAGAGAGUCGUAUUAAAAUAGGCUUUAGUCUGGACUCGAGUGGCUGUCUCGAAUGUACUUUAAAAUGCCUGUUCGAGAUUCUUGAGUUUGGCUUUAGCACUGCAUCUUUUGAGAAGGCUACCGCUCUUCUUUUUGACUCUACCAACUUAGACCCAUGUGAAACCAAACACCAUCUGCAGCUAAUUAGCGAGAAAUACGAUCUGUUCGGCCGAUCGGCCGCCAUGACAAGAAUUAAUGAUAACAUGCGCGUAUCCCUGAAAGAAAUCAAAAGUCUCUGGGAAUACAUAACUCAGCCUUCAAAUACUCAUAUUACUAUUUGCCAUGACGGCUUCAUGACUAAGUUGGCAACCCUUGCCCAAGCAGCGAUAGAGCCAACGAUUGUACGACCGCCCAUAAUGCAGUGGCCUUUUCAAGACUCAAUUGUGCUACUAGAGAACAUCCUAAUACCAAACUCAAGCAACCCGGCCAAUUAUGCCAAUCCGAUUUUAAUGUAUAACUCGCCCCAGGCAUCCACGGUCUUUUCGAUUAACAUGCCUGUUUUUCCUGAUGGCGAUAGAAGCACUGUUAAGAAGCACCUGGCGCUAAUCUGUUUUCUGUUGAACUUGGACUGUCCCGGCUCUUUGUUAGCGACACUAGGUACAGACCACAACAUUCGAGGCGGACAUGCUAGGCCGUUGGUUCUUGGCCAUACCACUUACAUUAGCAUGGAUUUCGUGCUGACAUCUGAUGCACAACUGAUUAAGGCUUUCCAUACCAUCUCAACUCAGCUAAAAUGUUAUUUAGUGCAGUUGCAUCGCUGGAUGGGUUUUGAUUCCUUAGCUUUAGAAACCAGUCCAAGUCGUAACCGGCUCAGCGAUCUAACACUCAUUAACACGGAGAUUUGCAAACGAAUCGAAGCUUCGUCCAACCAAAUGAAAGGCAAUUGGUUUGAGAGAAUUACAAGCACAACAACCAUACCCCCAGUUACUUGCGACAUAAACAGCCUUCACUAUAUGCUAAAGUGGCUAAUCGAGAGUUGGAGAUGGAAGCGAUAUUGCCAGGAACCCAUUGAUCAAACGCAGGAGCAUGAAGUGUACCCGGCCUAUAACAUCAGAUACAGACUGGUCAAAGAAGACACUUUGGCCAUGUCCUCUUUCAGCACAUUGGGUGCAGCACUGAAGGGUCUCAGUCUCUACACUUGGCCGUAUGAGAAUAAGGUUGACUUUAUCAAUCUCUUAAAGCAAACCGAGUUUGGGGCUUCUUAUAUGCAAUCCUACAUUUCUACAGUCUACCCCGCCAUAAACCUAGCUAUUCAACGAAUCGACUUUCUUAAGAGCGCUGCCGGCAAGCCAACAUUCUACAUAGCGUUGUAUCCUGCCUUUUUUACCAGUCUAGACAUGUACAUUUCCGCCGUUGGGUGGAUAUUGGUGCAUAUCGAGCGAACUAAAACAACGAGGUUCAAAAGCAAUGUCCGUUUGUGGACCAACGAAACAACCCGGCUGAUUUUGACAUUUGAAGGGGCAGCAGAAGCCAUCAAGAAAGAUCUGAUUGGAUUCUUUACUGAGUACCACCACCCAACAGAAUCUAAUUCCAAUCAAAUACUAAGCCCGAGCAUCAAAGCCGCAGGAGCCAAACACUUCCUACAUAAGUACGCCAAUCCAGUUGCAAGCGACAUUAAGUAUGCCGUGCUGGCAAUAUUGGGCCAGCCUAUUAUUCACCCCCAAUUUUGUCUCACGCACAUAGAAAAAGCCCGCGAGACGUCAUUUGGCUACGUGCCACUAAAAUGUGCUAGGAUUCAACUGAUUGCUCAUAACUGCUGGGCCGCAAAUCUGGAUGUAUUGUUAAAUGAUAGCAGUAUAUACCAGAGCGCGGAGACCCCAACCCCGACUGAGCCCCUGGCCUCACAAUCUUUAUUUAACCCAAAUGCGGAGUAUUGGACAUGUUCUCUCCAAUUUAACCCGUCUCAAAUGUACCAAUCGUUUGUUCUCGCCACCUUCCUCCGCUACUUAAUCAAGACAAGAAUAUUGAGUAGGGCAAGAAGCACUCUGGCCUUCGAUCCCUCCAUAGAGAUAGAUAUUAGCACGGUUCCAGGAAUUGUUCAGCUGACUAUUAUGCGUCCCAAAAAAACAGACUCCGACUUAAAGACUCCCAAGGAUCUUGUUACUGAAGCCGCCAACGAGGCUCUCUAUCUAACUAAUUCCAUGUUCGAGUCCUAUAAACAGAGCCUUCUUUUACAGACACCUAUUCUGGAGCUUACUAAGAGCUUAGUUCCCGAGCAGGUCUCCGAGUAUUGGGAGCUCUACUGGGACAAUCCUUUCUUUGUCUCCGAUCUUUACUACUUCUGCGAUCAACUUACUCCCAUUGAUUUUUACAACUUCGCCAUUACGGCCGCAGGCAAUCUUUAUCUUUAUGACUCGCCGCAGCAGGCCGAAGAAACAGCCCAGACCAAUUGUUCAACUCAAGCCCGGCCAAUGCUAUUCCAAAUGGGUUAA